Phlebotomus papatasi is the source of this 768-nucleotide messenger RNA. RefSeq lists its product as uncharacterized. Bases 1 to 768 code for a protein of 255 amino acids. NCBI's taxonomy places the organism in Eukaryota, Metazoa, Arthropoda, Insecta, Diptera, Psychodidae. The transcript has a single exon. The record is from RefSeq and is a predicted model, not a curated record.
AUGAGCUCAGACCAGUACAACAUAGUCUGCUACGCAGAUGAUGCAGUGCUAAUGGCUGAGAACGAAGAUGACCUACAGCGCCUACUUCAAAAAUUCAAUAUCAGCGCAUUGAAAUACAACAUGAGCAUCUCAACUUCGAAGACCAAAGCCCUUACAGUCUCAAAGGAACCUAUCCGCUGUAAGUUGUACCUCAACAAUGCUCCCAUUGAGCAAGUCAUGGAGUUUAAAUACUUGGGAGUUGAAACAACUAGCCAUAGGGAUCUGCAUGCAGAGGUGCGUCAUCAAGCCGCAAGAGCAGCCGCAAUAUCCGGGUGUCUGAGAGACGUGGUUUGGAAGAAUAAAUAUAUGAAUAUUAAGAACAAAAUUCGAAUCUAUAAAACUUGCGUCCGACCCAUAAUGACAUACGCAGCAGAGACAAGGGCGGACAAUACAAGAACCAAACGCACGCUCAGGACUACCGAAAUGAAAACUCUAAGAACAAUAUGCGGCUACUCAUUACGCGAUAAAAAGAGGAGUUCAGAUAUUCGCGAGGAGUGUGAAGUUCAGGACAUUGUGCGAUGGUCAAGGUCAAGAAGGCGAUACUGGAGAGAUCAUGUGAACCGAAUGGACGACACUAGACUUGCAAAAAGAGUCCAAAAAAAUCUCCCAGCAUCGAAUACAAGACCAAGAGGAAGACCACCGAAAAGAUGGUACGAGUCUUGGACAUCAGAAUCACAACUCCGGUUGAUGCUCAGUACCAUGACACCUUCAAACACUCAAUCACGAUAA